Molecule: messenger RNA, 492 nt
Organism: Funneliformis geosporum
Lineage: Eukaryota; Fungi; Glomeromycota; Glomeromycetes; Glomerales; Glomeraceae
Source: the annotation of a GenBank genome assembly
AUGAACCAAGAAUUAGCAAAUAACCAAGAAAUAUUAACCAAAGAACCCUCAAUUACCCCAUCUGAAACUGGUCUCAACCAAAAAUUUUUUAAAGAAGUAAUUGAAAGUAGUCAACUUUCGGAAGAAAAAGAAUUGCAAAAAAGACCAGAUAUUGCGAUUACUGAACAAGAAUUUUUGGAUGAUUAUGCCAAACGAGAAAAGAAAACCCAAAGUAAACUAAAGGAUGAAAAGUUAAUCCAAGUCCAAACUAAUUUGGAUGAAGAAAACGAAAGAAAUAAAAAAUUAGGGCAAUCAAUUAGUCAAAUUUUAAAUAAUGUGAUUGUGCAAAGAUAUGCUCUGCCUAGCAGUGGUGAAAUUGUCGAUUUACAAACUUUAGCAUUAGCUCUUAGUUUAAGUUUCCAACCCGAGAAAAAAGAAUUAGCCUACCAAGUUUUAGAUUGGAUGGAUGAAGCCAAAGAAACUGGCGAUUAUCAAACUUUAUUCGAAAAAUGA